This is a messenger RNA of Pseudovirgaria hyperparasitica, 1711 nucleotides long. Its product is annotated as putative gibberellin 20 oxidase. Bases 319 to 1389 code for a protein of 356 amino acids. The transcript has 2 exons. The record is from RefSeq and is a predicted model, not a curated record. Gene Ontology annotation, molecular function: dioxygenase activity. Lineage: Eukaryota; Fungi; Ascomycota; Dothideomycetes; Acrospermales; Acrospermaceae.
AUCCAUCCUCAGAUGCAGCUGUAAUCUAACACCACACGCACUCUUGACCAGCUGAAACAUACGUAAAGAGUUUUAGUUGAAGCUGUCCAGCUCGACCGACGCUUUCAUUAACAAGGCAGAGUGCUUGUGCGGAGCUCGGCCGAGAGUAGCGACGGAAGGUCUGAUGGCUUGCGCAUUCUCGGGCGAGCAGACAGCAGGAAUUAAGAGACGACGCACGACAUAAAAGAAGUUCAUAGCCGCUAUCUUGCAGCCGUGUCUGCUUCGUACCAGACUUUAGAGACUCUUUAGCCGCGAACAAACCAUCAAUUAAUCAACACAAUGGAGAAGACCAAAUACGUUGAUCGUGAGAUUCCAAAGAUCUCCCUCCACGACUUCGAUAGCCGCAUCGACAUCAUAACCCGCGAACUCGUCGACGCUGCGGAAAAUGUCGGAUUUUUCUCUGUGAUCGACCACGGGCUCUCUCUUGCUGAGAUUGAGUCCAUGUUCCAGACCUCUGAAUCCUUCUUCUCGCUUCCGGAUUCCGUCAAGGCAAACGUCCCCUGGAAUCCCAACAAUGUCGGCUGGGAGAAGUGCUCCCAAGUCCGGCCGUCCACGGGCAUGCCCGACAUCAAGGAGUCCUAUCAGAUGCAAUUCGGCGAGAACAUGAACGGCAUGUGGCUUCCGGACGAGAACCUGCCCGGGUUCCAGGAGCGAAGUCUGCGCUUCAUGAGACGUGUGCAGGGCGUCAGUGAGAAGCUCAUGAUCUGCCUCGCCCGAGGACUGGGCUUCGAGGAUGAUUUCUUCAUCAAGGCGCAUGACAUCACUCGACCGAACAGCCAGACAUGUUGCAGACUGCUACACUACUAUCCCACGCCACGCACAGCGGACGGCACAGUCUAUCAGCGCGCCAGCGCCCACGCCGAUUGGGGCUUCCUGACUGUGCUCUUCCAGCGUGACGCCUCGCAGAGCGGUCUCGAGAUCUGCCCGGGCCGUGAAACUGUUACGGAGUUUGGUCGCGGUGAUGCCUGGACCAAGGUGCACCUUUCCGCUGGCGACAUCAUCUGCAAUAUUGGCGACCUGCUCAUGUCAUGGUCCGAUGACCGCUUCAAGAGCACAUUCCAUCGCGUCAAGGCACCCUGUGAGGAAGGAGAUUAUUAUGGCGAGCGAUACAGCAUCGCAUUCUUCAACCAGCCCUGCAAGGACACCCGAAUCCAGGGACCGCUGAAGAAGUUUCCGAUGGUGACGGGCGAGGAGUUCACGAGAGAAGCAGCAGGGCGGUACUACCGCGCGUUACAGGAGAAGCUAGAGGAAGAGAAAAAGAAGAAUCAACGAGCGAGUGGAUUUGAUGGGGACGAUGUACGUGGACGGAUGAGGGAAGAAACGGCUAGCCCGGUGCAGGCUAGAGCAUGAUGAGACGUGAUGACGAUGACGAGUUUCACGAGUUUCCUUGGCCAUUAUUCUUCUCGGGGUGGUGGUGUAUUUUCCUGCGUAGCAUAUCAAGGUGUGGUGGGUGGUUUUCUUACGUGCGUCGAGCCCUUUACCCCGGAUUUGUUUAAUAGCAAGUGUAUCAUUAGAUACACACACAUUCUUGCUCCCGUAGCAACAACGCCGGGGCUGAACAGAGUAAAAUACACUUUGUUUUCGUUGCAUGCUUCGUUUUUUGUUGGCAAAAUUCAGAGUACCAGCACUGUAGCACCACAAAUUUUGGCUAUCCCAUCCCGCGUUUCCACCC